AUGUCAGCUAUUUCGGCUCAUAAUGGUGUUACAUGUGAUUGUUGUAUGAAAUCAAAUUUUUCCGAUCGACGAUAUAAGUGUUUAGAAUGCUUAAAUUAUGAUCAAUGUGGCCAAUGUAAAGACAACGACGCAAAAACGCAACAACAUGAAACGACACAUCCAAUGCAAUGUAUAUGUACACAACAGUUGAAAGAUUUAUUUUAUAUUGGUGAAAGCUCACUACGUGUUGUCACUUCAUUGACGUGUCCUUAUUGCGGUGAUGGUGGAUUUUUAACGUAUGAUUUAAUACAACAUCUAUUAAAUGCGCAUUCAGAAGAGAAUAGGCAGAUUUGCCCAAUAUGCGUUCUCUCUCCAUCAGCAGAUCCAAAUUAUCGCACAUCUUCUCUAAUAGCGCAUAUUCUAAGUGCACAUGAAUAUGAAUCAACAUCUUCGACUCAGUCUCAGCCAGCAAUAUCCCUUUCACUCGAACAACAACAACAAGAGCAACGACAACGGGUCACUUCGCGCACCUUGCAACCACUUAAACAAGUAGCAAUGACGGCAACCAUAUCCUUUUUUGGUUUUGCUCGUCGAGAUGAUACUUCUAGUCGAAAUCGUUAUUAUCCAACCUCUCGUGGUAGUGCAGUUCGUGGAUUAUCGGGCAGAUAUCAUGAAUCAACUAUGGUGCAAAAUGUUGAUAUUCAAGAAGAUGAAAUAUUUGAGGAAGAUCUUUAUCAGCAGCAAAGACGAGCAGCAGAAAAUUCGAAGAAUACAGUUAGGAGAAAUGGUGGUGCUCUUGCUCCUCCAGCAUUUCGUCCAGUAACACAAAUAAAUUCGUCAUCAGUUGCAGCUUCAAAUUCAUCUUACAAUUAUUUGAAUCGAUAUGCAUUUACAGAUGAAUAUGCAUUCGACAAGUCACAAAGACAAGAAAAUAUAUCAGAUGUAAUAUCAUCACAAUUAGAAACUGUUUUGCCUACAACUCAUAUUUCACAUCCGUCAACAUCAGUGACUACAACUGCACCGUCUGUUACCGCUGUUUUACCAACGCAGUCUCAUUUGAAUGAAAGUUUGCUACACUCAUCAAAUCUGUUUCGCACUCCAAGAGUUAAAGAAGACAUACAACGCUUUACACAACAGAUUGAACAAAACAAAGCAAUGAUACGAAUAAAAUCCGAAUUGCUGAAUCAACAUUUUGCACGUGUUAAUUCUUAUCCUUCUCAUCGUCAGCAAUCUGUAGCUUGGAGUCAACAGUCUCAAUCAGCAGCACUAACAGUUCUUGCUCAAGCUCAACUUUUACAUCAACAACAAAUAGCAGCCACGGAUAUUUAUUCUCAACGUGUAUAUACACCAGAGGUGCAAAGAGUAGUACAGAACAGUAUGCAAAUACAUCGAUCGAUUCCCGUUAAAAAAUCAACAAAAAUAAUAAAUAAUAAUAAUCAAAAUGAAAAAGAUCAACGAUCACUUUUAGGAAGAAUUUUGUUGGCUUCAGAUGAUUGUGAUGUAAAACAACGUGACUUUCAACAUACAAAAUUAUCGUCUCACGUCAAUUUUAUUCAAAAUGUUCUAAUUAGUUCAUUUAAAUCACCAGUAGAAGGAAAAGAGAAUGAAUAG
Molecule: messenger RNA, 1590 nt
Organism: Didymodactylos carnosus
Lineage: Eukaryota; Metazoa; Rotifera; Eurotatoria; Philodinida; Philodinidae
Source: the annotation of a GenBank genome assembly